Messenger RNA from Dendrobium catenatum, 791 nucleotides. RefSeq names its product translationally-controlled tumor protein homolog. Gene Ontology annotation, molecular function: calcium ion binding. The record is from RefSeq and is a predicted model, not a curated record. Gene Ontology annotation, cellular component: cytoplasm. NCBI's taxonomy places the organism in Eukaryota, Viridiplantae, Streptophyta, Magnoliopsida, Asparagales, Orchidaceae. The transcript has 5 exons. The coding region runs from base 128 to 634 and encodes 168 amino acids.
AUAUAGCCGGUCUACUGCUGUCGUCUCCUUCUCUCGCUCUAGCGCCUCCUAAUAAACCCUAGAGCUUUUUUGCUCUCAUCGGCUGUUCAGAAAUUUAGGAUUUGCGUGGAAAUUCAUCGAAAGAACCAUGUUGGUCUACCAGGAUAUCCUCUCGGGUGAUGAGCUCCUGUCAGACUCAUUCCCAGCUACAGAAAUUGAAAAUGGCAUGCUGUUGGAAGUUCAAGGAAAGUGGGUAGUCCAAGGUGCUAUAACUGUUGAUAUUGGCGCAAACCCUUCAGCUGAUGGCGCUGAUGAAGGUGAGGGUGUAGAUGACCAAGCUAUUAAGGUGGUCGAUAUUGUUGACACCUUCCGUCUUCAGGAGCAACCUGCUUUCGAUAAGAAGCAGUUUGUCACCUUUAUGAAACGCUAUAUCAAGAACCUAACACCCAAAUUGGACGCGGAGAAGCAAAACUUAUUCAAGAAACAUAUCGAGUCUGCCACUAAAUUUCUGCUUUCAAAGCUCAGCGACUUGCAAUUCUUCGUGGGUGAAAGCAUGCAUGAUGAUGGAGGUUUGGUCUUCGCCUACUACAAGGAAGGUGCUACUGAUCCAACAUUCUUAUACUUUGCUUAUGGACUAAAGGAGAUCAAAUGCUGAAUGAUUGUCUUUCACCUCUCCUGUGUUGUUGUAGGUCCCGUCUUUAUAUUUAUUUGAUGUUGCUUUUGGAAAUUUUGUUUUGACUUUUGACGUCGAUUGUUUGGAUAUGAUGCACUCAUUUUUGUCUUUUAAACUCGUAAUUGUGUGCUUUUGCGGU